Molecule: messenger RNA, 5290 nt
Organism: Ruditapes philippinarum (Manila clam)
Lineage: Eukaryota; Metazoa; Mollusca; Bivalvia; Venerida; Veneridae
Exons: 4
Coding region: 168-3764 (1198 amino acids)
Source: RefSeq, a predicted model, not a curated record
AAUAAUAGCUUUUAACAUCACGUGGUGAUAUCUCUAAGCCAAUUAUUCGCUGGAUAUAUCUUAAAGCUUCUUUUAUCACGUUGUACUAUUUAUUAUACGACACAUAUAAUUGAUGGCGGACGUAAACAAUCCAGUUUUGUUUUCGGAACUAUUAUAACCUUCAUAAAAUGUCGGAUUAUAUUUCAAAUAUUGACAACCAUAAAUUCCAUAAUUGGAUAAAAACUGGAUUAGCGUUAAAGUAUACAAAAGAAGGACUCCAUGAUAUUAUUUUAGCUGAAAUAGACACAUUCAGGCAAAGGGCGUUUUCUGAUAGUUUAGAGAUAUUGAAGUUACCUCCAAAUAGUUGUUGCAAAGCGUGUUCAACUGACCAGAUCGUGUGCCAGCCUGUCUUUAAUCACUGCAAAAAGAAAAAAUGUUCAGCAUAUCAUAGAUCCUGUCCUGAAAGUGGGUUAUGCGAACGUGUGAGAGAUAAGAUUAGGCAGGUACACAGGUACAAUGACCCGUCUUGGAAAAAUACAGAUGCGAGAAAAUGGUAUGAUGACUCUUGGCAAAUUGUCAAGUGUUUUAUGCCGAUAGAAGGGUAUACGAAACAAACCUCUUUUAUGGAAACAGAUUUCAAUGGAGUCAUAAGCGUGAUACUAAAUUACAAAGGAUUCCAAAACAUAGUAAAUGAGAACUUGUCCAGGGGAAGCAACUUAUUUUGCAAGGCAAGAGAUAUUUCCAGACAUUUUCGACAUUCAGCGACAUUUGAAGUUGACGACAACGAAUUUGUAGAGAAUAUACAUAUUUUAGAGACAAUACUUAAAGACCCAAAGUAUAUAGCAUCAAAAGCAACAACACAUACGGCAUUGGAAAAAAUAUCAAAGUUAUGUAAAGAGACAUCGAAAAUAUCUGCUACACAAGAUGUGAUAGGUGUUUUAAACGGAGAAUUAAGCUAUGAUGAAAAUGACGUAAUGGUCACAGCAGAUGGAAAAAGAAUUGAGAAACGUAUCUUGUUUCAAAAAUUUAUUGAAAUUGUAUCCAACAACCCUGACAACGUAGAAUGUUUGAUGUCACAGCUUACGACAUUUAGUCAUCCUGCACCUAAAUGGCGAGAAGAUUUUGUUGAACGCCUUAUUAUUUCAUAUCAACAUCAAUGCUCAACAUUACCGAUAUCAGCAUUGGUAAACGAAGAAGAUGCUCAACUUUUAGAUUUCUUUGCCAUGCCUACUCUAAAACAAGUAGACCACCAUAAUAUCAAAAGCAAAAGCGCAAAUAUAAGGUCAUACAGAGACAUAUUCUUUAAAAAAGAACAACUAUGUAGAAACAUUUAUGUCACCGGAGAUGCAGGUAUAGGAAAAACAGCGUUUUGUCAAAAAAUGAUUUUGGCAUGGUGUCAUGCAAACUCAGGUAAAAAAGAAGAUCACAACUUUUCAACAGUAGAUAUUGAUAUUAUGAAGCAAUUUCCGUUUCUAUUUUACGUAUCUCUAAGGGAAACAAAAUCAUGCCACGUAAAAAAAAUUAUUCAAAAACGGUACCAGGACGUUGGGGAGGCAGAUACAAUUGCACGUAUAUUAGACAAAGAAAUUUGUUUGAUUAUCUUAGACGGGCUUGAUGAAUGGACUCACCCAACGGUGCAGACAACAUGUCCACUAGAUUGUAAGUUGCCACAUCGCUCACCUUCAAAUAAUUGCAUUUAUCUCACUACAACUCGACCUUGGAAAUUGGAAGGUAAUCGGUUGAAAACAAAUGAAAUUGACCAACAGAUUGAAAUAAGGGGUCUUAACAAACAUUCUUGCCACGAGCUUGCAAACUCGGUAGUUAAACAUUUGAACACAAAAUUGGAAGUUUCAAGAGACCCAAAAGCUUUCCAAAUCGAAGUGACCAAGAACAAACUAGACACAGUAUGUCAAGUUCCAAUUGUUCAUAUGCAGUUAAUUUGCCUUUGGUUCGAAGAAAUAACCCUAAGUAAAUCGAGAUGUUUAAUAUAUGGCCAAACGGUCGAGAUGCUUUUCAGAAGAGUUUCCGAAAAUAAGGGAAUGUGCACUGUUCUUGUCCAUCAGAUUGAAGGGCGAAUUCAGGACGACCUUGAUCGUGAACUUCCAGAAUGUUUUUCCCCAUUACAAGCUCUUACAAAACACGUUUCUCUUGUUUAUAAAUUAGGUCAUUUAGCUUUUGAAGGGCUUUUUGGAAAACAGGAAGGAGAAUCGGAAUUGAUAUUUGAAAGUUCAAGAGGUUCAAUAUACGAUAUAUCAGAAGCAGAAAUGAAUUAUUUGCUGUCUGUAGGUAUCUUAUCAAAGAAUAAGGUAGUUGGUACGCUUUCAAAACGAAAACUUAAAAUAAGUUUUCUUCACAAAAGCUAUCAAGAGUUCUUUGCAGCAGUUUAUAUUGCUAUGAAAGAAGAUAAAGACGAUUGCGUGAAGAUAAUCUUUAGCAGCUGCAAAACUCUAAGAAUGUUUCUUAGAUUUGAAAAUGUUUUUAUCUUUCUGUCCGGUAUGUGUCCCGAGCUUGUAUUAAGGUGUUCGGAAAGUAUAAAAGCUCUAUUUCUUUCUGAUAAUCAGAUAUGUAUGUACAGAAAAUAUUCAGAAUACAAAUUUGGAUUUGUUGUCAUGCUUCCACCAUUCAGUAUCUUAACAGAUCCAAACUUUGCUGUCGUCCAAAAUGCUGAAAAAAUACUGCAGUCUUAUCAAACGCUUGCGUUACAAUGUCAAGAGGAAAGUCAACGGUCUGGAUGCAGAAGUGUAGUACUGCCAUUAGAGGACAUUUUUCUACCAGAAACAUAUUCCGAAGAUCUCCAGUCACUUCUUGCUUUGAACAAAACAAAUUUGAAGUCGAUUGCAAGUGAGAAAUAUCAUGACGACCUGUUCGAUGUGAAAAAUGUUGAAAAGAUAUCGAUAACCUUUCGUAGUGAUGAAGAUUUAGUAGCUGUUGAUGCAGAUAUGGAGAAUUUUGAAAAAUGUAUGAACAUGUCAAAACAAACUUUAACAUGCUUAUCGAUUUCCAAUUCUCGGGGCAUGUUUGACUUGUGUAAAUUAAAGUUCUCGAAUUUAAGAUCUAUUGACCUUUACAAUAUUAUUCUUAAACACCAAGAAAUAACGGAUCUAUUUGCAUUCAUAUCAAACAAAACAGAUUUGAUCCAAAUCUUACUUUUUCAAAUCCAAUGUUCCGAACAUGAAAGAGAAUGUAAGGGUAGCAAACUCAACUUGUUGCAUCACAAUGAAUUGGACUUUUUACGUCUACAUCAUGUGUACGAAUAUGGACAACAUGAAACAAGAAUAAAUAACAAAAAUCUCGGAACUUUAAUAUUUGAAGAUAGUAGCGGGGUAGCACAUAACACAUGUACACUACUGAGUGACAUCAGAAAUGCUCCUCGGCUUUUUGAGGUGACGUUAUUGGGAAUCUCAUCUGUGGAGACGUUCAAGACUCUUUUAUCGGUUCUUCCAUCAAUCAAACAUCUGAAGAGAUUAUCAUUAUAUAACUGUGAUUUUGGUGACAGUCAUGUUAUAUUGGAUGCAGAAUUCCAAAAAGAUAUUGAGAGAAUCUGUUUGCUGAACUCAACUAUGACUGUAGAAGCCUUCGGUCGAUUUGUUGACAGUAUCCCAGUAAAUUUGGAAAAUGUCGUGUCUGUGCAUAUGCAGAGCUGCAAGUUUUUUAUCGGAAAAAAUACAUCAUUACAAGAAGGAAGUGAAGCAGCAAAGAAUUAUGUAAAAUCUAAGUCCAAAUUCACUAUCAUUUUUUGUAAUGAAUUUGAUUUCUAUUUCCAGUCGGUUCCAGCUUGUCAGUAAAGAAAAUCGACUUUUCAUUCAUGUGUCAACAAAGGCCGUUUUUUAUAUUGAGUUUUAAGAUCAAUGCAAAUGCUGAGAUUAUUAGAGGCCGCGUGCAAUCGCCUAUUCAGCAAUGGGAAAAUUUAAGACUUGUUUUUGUGUAGUUUUGUUUUUGUUUUGAUAACAUUACACUGUUUUCAAAUUUUAUAAUAAAAAUACUUUUCUGAUGUACAACAUGUCACCGAGAUUUAAGGAAUUAAAAUAAACGUUUAACUGAAGUGAUAGUGUCAUGUUUUAAUAUCAUAUUCUUUUCAUCAUUUUAUUUAACUAAUAAAUAACGUGCCUAUGAGCCAGUCUUUAGUCGCCCGUUCUAAAACUUAACGGUUGAGAGAGGUAACGACUGAGGCAGUGUCAUUCACUUCAUUUGCUCCGCCUCUGUUAAAGUACGGCUCCGCCUUAACUCGUCGCAAAAUUAAAUAUGAUGUUCUGUAUGCCAGCAUUAAGUUUCAGACAGACCUGUCUAUAGUCUAAUGACGGGAACGAAAUUCGGGCAGGGAACAAGGGGUAUGACUGAAAUAUGUAACGGAGAUUUUUUUUGGGGGGCGAUACGAGCUAAACGGAAAACAGGCAAAACGUGUGAUAAUUCAUGAAAAUGAUUAACAUUUUAAGAAUAAACAGAUUAACUGAGUGAAGAAAGUACGUUUAUUUGAAAAUGUAUCACAAAUAUUUACAAUAGGUUAUUUUAAAGGAUUGUGACGAAUGUUCUCUUUUGCCUAGAUUAUUUAUUACAUUAAGUGGUUCUAUACCAUAAUUACAGGCUUGUAUGUAAUCAAGUAGUUUAAUCUUUUAUAAAUAAGAAAACAAUACGUUACUAAGAAUUGAUUAUAUGUUAAAAUUUAUUCAUAACUACUAUUUGAUAUUACAGACAUAUUUUGCUAUUUGUGAAAUAACAGAACAGUUUGUCCUCAAAAUCAUUCGAACAUUAUGCAAUCCGCACCAAUUUUUAAAUGGACAUAUUCUUGGUGCAACGAUGAUUUUUUCUUGACCUCUGUCUUUGUCUUGAAUUUAUUUUAAGUAUACCAAUCAUUUAAAUUUUACUUGUUAUCCAAUAUAUUUUUCUUCGAUCGGACUUUUCAAUCUUUGUCGCAACAGACAAGUAUUUCAGAAUUUCAUACAGGGCAUUACUUUGUGAAUUUAUGCAUUAGGUUCUACUUUUUCACAAAAAUUUGCAACUUAAUUAUUAAACAACGAGCACAUACCAAGAACAUGGAGAAACAAUUGAAUAGUGCUUCGGCGUCGGAUAUUCAGCUGUAAUAGAGAAUGAUUUUCAAGUUUACAUUUGACUGUUCAUAUCAUUUGUCGGCGUCUUUGAUUUGCAGCAUCAACAUUUAACUUGUUUUGUCUUUUUUUUUCAUUUGUCUAUUUUCUCUUGCUGCCGUCCACUUGUCAUCCUUUGUUGCCAUAUUUCACAGCAUUUGCCGGAUAGGCAAUCCUUGUGCUUUGACACUUCGAAAGAAAAUAUAACGAAAAAAUAAAACUAAAUAUGU